ACAUAGAAGGUUUUUCACUCCUCAAUCAGCCAGAGAGGGGAGAUCACUUGAGAUCAGCUCCCCAACAGGAGAGGGUCGAGGGAAGGAGGAGAGAAGGGGGAAUCUCAGAAGACCCCGGGGUCCCAUCACCGACCAGACCCAUUGCAACAAGUUCGCGCCCCCUCCCAAACACCUAGAAAGACCCUCCCCAAACUCAGCAUCCCCAUGGCUUCAUAAAAGUUGCUUUGUUCCAGGAUCCUUUGGUGUUUUUUUGUGUUUUGUUUUUGUUUUUUUUUUUGCACCCCCCCCCCAAGGGCUGACGCUAAACUCUCUCCAUCCACAAAACUGCACCCCUGCUUGCACUGGACGUGAUCAUGGACACCCACACAAGGUGGAAAAGGCGAAGUUGGAUAAGGGGGUCCCCCCUGCUCGUCGUCACCUUCCUCCUCUAUGCCGCCGCUCAGAGCCACGCAGCUGCACCAGCAGAUCUCUUGAAGGUAUUAGAUUUUCAUAAUUUACCUGAUGGAAUAACGAAAACAACAGGUUUUUGCACAAGCAGAAGAUCUUCGAAAGGACCAGAUGUCGCCUAUCGAGUAACAAAAGACGCUCAGCUCAGUGCACCAACAAAGCAGUUGUAUCCUGCUUCCCCGUUUCCUGAGGACUUCUCCAUUUUAGCCACUGUAAAAGCCAAAAAAGGAAGCCAGGCCUUCCUGGUCUCCAUUUACAAUGAGCAAGGAAUCCAACAGAUCGGCAUGGAGAUGGGCAGGUCUCCCGUCUUCCUCUAUGAGGAUCACAUGGGAAAACCAGGGCCAGAAGACUAUCCACUCUUCAGGGGCAUUAACCUUUCAGAUGGCAAGUGGCACAGAAUAGCCAUCAGCGUGCACAAGAAAAACGUGACCUUGGUGUUGGACUGUAAAAAGAAGACGACUAAAUUCUUGGACCGCAGUGACCACCCAAUUAUAGAUGUCAAUGGGAUCAUCGUGUUUGGGACCAGGAUCUUGGACGAGGAAGUAUUUGAGGGGGACAUCCAGCAGCUCCUCAUAGUCCCGGACCCAAGAGCGGCAUCGGACUACUGUGAACACUACAGCCCUGACUGUGACACGGCAGUCCCGGACACGCCCCAGUCCCAGGACCCCAACCCAGAUGAAUACUAUCCAGAGGGAGAGGGAGAAGGUGACACCUAUUACUAUGAAUAUCCAUAUUACGAAGACACUGAUGAUGCGGGCAAAGCAGCAGCGCCCACUGACAAGCCCGUUGAAGCUGCUAGGGAAACAACAGAGAUCGCAGAGGUGUUCACCUCUCCGCCUACAGAAAGGCCCCCAGUAGUAGAAACUGAUGAGAAUGAUAAAACCGACCCUGACGUAGUUGAUUAUGAUUAUGGCUACUAUACGCCUUCUCCUUACGAAGACAUAAACUAUAACGGAGAGCUAGAGAAUCCAGACAAAAUCUCGGAAGGUGCUGUAGAGGCAGAGAUUCCCACCAGCACAGUCAUCGCCUCCAACUCGUCAGAUGUGGGACCAUUUCCAGACCAAGACAAAAAUGACUUCGAAGGGGAGUUUACUGAGGAAACCAUCAAGGAGCUUGAAAAUUAUUAUGAUCCUUAUUUUGAUCCUACCAUUUCCCCCUCAGAGAUUGGACCUGGCAUGCCUGCCAACCAAGAUACUAUCUAUGAAGGGAUCGGAGGACCUCGAGGCGAGAAAGGGCAGAAGGGGGAACCAGCCAUCAUCGAGCCGGGUAUGCUCAGCGAAGGCCCCCCUGGUCCAGAAGGCCCUGCCGGGCUUCCUGGCCCUCCGGGGACUUCUGGACCUUCAGGUCAAGUGGGUGAUCCAGGAGAGAGAGGUCCUCCUGGACGUCCAGGGCUUCCAGGAGCUGAUGGUCUUCCAGGACCUCCAGGGACAAUGCUUAUGCUGCCUUUCCGAUUUGGAGGUGGAGGUGAUGGGGGCUCCAAGGGACCCCUUGUUUCAGCUCAGGAAUCUCAAGCCCAAGCUAUCCUGCAGCAGGCCAGGUUGGCACUAAGGGGACCAGCAGGCCCAAUGGGACUUACUGGAAGGCCAGGGCCUGUGGGUCCACCUGGCAGUGGAGGAUUGAAGGGAGAGUCAGGUGAUAUGGGACCUCAGGGACCCCGGGGUGUCCAGGGCCCACCUGGUCCUACAGGAAAACCUGGGAGAAGGGGACGGGCUGGAAGUGAUGGUGCCAGGGGGAUGCCCGGCCAGACUGGUCCCAAGGGUGACCGUGGUUUCGAUGGGCUGGCCGGCUUGCCGGGUGAGAAGGGACACAGAGGCGAUCCUGGGCCUUCAGGUCCACCAGGGCCCCCUGGAGAUGAUGGGGAAAGAGGGGAUGACGGUGAAGUUGGCCCCCGAGGUCUACCUGGAGAACCUGGACCCCGUGGUUUGCUUGGACCUAAAGGACCACCUGGGCCAUCUGGACCUCCUGGCGUGACGGGUAUGGAUGGACAAACCGGCCCCAAGGGAAAUGUGGGUCCUCAGGGAGAACCAGGCCCCCCAGGACAGCAGGGCAAUCCAGGUGCCCAGGGUCUUCCAGGCCCCCAGGGAGCAAUUGGCCCACCAGGAGAUAAGGGUCCUUUAGGUAAACCUGGUCUUCCAGGCAUGCCAGGUGCAGAUGGUCCUCCGGGACAUCCCGGCAAAGAGGGCCCACCUGGGGAGAAAGGAGGUCAGGGUCCAUCUGGUCCACAGGGCCCUAUUGGUUAUCCAGGACCUCGAGGAGUCAAGGGAGCAGAUGGCAUCCGUGGUUUGAAAGGCACCAAGGGUGAAAAGGGUGAAGAUGGCUUUCCUGGAUUUAAAGGAGACAUGGGGAUAAAGGGAGACAGAGGUGAGAUCGGGCCUGCUGGACCAAGAGGUGAAGAUGGCCCAGAAGGCCCUAAGGGUCGUGGAGGUCCCAAUGGUGACCCAGGUCCCCUGGGUCCUGCUGGAGAAAAGGGAAAACUUGGAGUCCCCGGCCUUCCAGGCUAUCCAGGAAGACAAGGCCCAAAGGGUUCGAUUGGAUUUCCGGGAUUUCCAGGCGCAAAUGGAGAGAAAGGUGGAAGGGGUACACCUGGAAAGUCUGGCCCAAGGGGGCAACGCGGUCCAACGGGUCCACGUGGUGAAAGAGGUCCUAGGGGUAUCACUGGGAAGCCCGGACCUAAGGGCAACUCGGGUGGUGACGGCCCAUCCGGGCCUCCUGGCGAAAGGGGACCCAACGGACCUCAAGGACCCACUGGAUUUCCAGGACCAAAGGGCCCCCCUGGUCCACCAGGGAAAGAUGGACUGCCUGGCCAUCCCGGACAGAGAGGUGAAACCGGAUUCCAAGGGAAGACAGGUCCUCCUGGGCCCCCUGGUGUUGUCGGCCCCCAGGGUCCUACCGGAGAGACGGGGCCGAUGGGCGAACGUGGACACCCCGGUCCUCCCGGGCCCCCGGGCGAGCAGGGUCUUCCUGGCCUUACUGGAAAGGAAGGAACUAAGGGAGAUCCCGGUCCCGCUGGCCUCCCUGGAAAGGAUGGUCCUCCAGGAUUAAGAGGGUUCCCCGGAGAUCGAGGUCUCCCUGGUCCAGUGGGAGCUCUUGGGUUGAAAGGCAAUGAAGGUCCUCCAGGUCCCCCUGGCCCAGCUGGAUCUCCUGGUGAGCGAGGUCCAGCAGGUGCAGCUGGUCCAAUAGGCCUGCCAGGGAGACCAGGACCACAAGGACCCCCAGGGCCUGCUGGUGAAAAGGGAGCUCCAGGUGAGAAAGGUCCCCAGGGCCCAGCAGGCCGGGAUGGUAUCCAGGGUCCUGUUGGUCUCCCAGGUCCUGCAGGUCCCGUGGGCCCUCCUGGAGAAGAUGGAGAUAAGGGAGAGAUUGGAGAACCAGGCCACAAGGGAAGCAAGGGAGACAAAGGUGAACAGGGCCCACCAGGUCCAACCGGCCCUCAAGGUCCCAUCGGGCAGCCGGGCCCCUCAGGAGCCGACGGCGAGCCUGGCCCAAGAGGUCAACAAGGUCUCUUUGGACAGAAGGGUGAUGAAGGGCCAAGAGGUUUUCCUGGUCCUCCGGGUCCAGUUGGAUUGCAGGGUCUACCUGGACCUCCAGGUGAGAAAGGAGAAACGGGAGAUGUGGGACAAAUGGGUCCCCCUGGCCCUCCUGGUCCCAGAGGUCCCUCAGGCCCCCCAGGAGCUGAUGGACCCCAGGGUCCACCAGGUGGUAUAGGGAACCCUGGAGCAGUGGGAGAGAAGGGUGAGCCUGGUGAAUCUGGUGAGCCUGGUCUUCCCGGAGAGGGUGGUCUACCGGGACCCAAAGGGGAGAGAGGAGAAAAAGGUGAAUCUGGUCCGUCUGGUGCUGCAGGGCCUCCGGGACCCAAAGGCCCUCCGGGUGAUGAUGGUCCUAAAGGAAGUCCGGGCCCAGUUGGUUUCCCUGGAGAUCCUGGUCCCCCUGGAGAACCUGGUCCAGCUGGACAAGAUGGUCCUCCUGGUGAUAAAGGAGAUGAUGGUGAACCCGGUCAAACAGGAUCUCCAGGACCAACUGGUGAACCUGGACCAUCUGGUCCUCCAGGAAAAAGGGGCCCUCCUGGCCCAGCAGGCCCUGAAGGAAGACAAGGAGAGAAAGGAGCUAAGGGAGAGUCUGGCUUGGAGGGCCCACCAGGGAAGACUGGUCCCAUUGGUCCUCAGGGAGCUCCUGGAAAACCCGGUCCUGAUGGUCUUAGAGGGAUUCCCGGUCCAGUGGGCGAACAAGGUCUCCCAGGAUCCCCUGGUCCAGAUGGUCCACCUGGCCCCUUGGGUCCUCCAGGUCUCCCUGGCUUGAAGGGAGAUUCCGGUCCAAAGGGUGAAAAGGGCCACCCCGGUUUAAUCGGUCUCAUCGGUCCUCCAGGCGAACAGGGUGAGAAAGGCGACAGAGGCCUCCCAGGUCCUCAGGGUUCUUCUGGUCCUAAAGGCGAGCAGGGUAUCAAUGGCCCUUCAGGUCCUCUCGGUCCUCCAGGUCCCCCAGGUUUACCGGGCCCUCCUGGUCCCAAAGGUGCUAAAGGCUCAUCCGGCCCAACAGGUCCCAAGGGAGAAUCUGGUCAUCCAGGUCCCCCAGGUCCACCAGGUCCUCCGGGAGAAGUCAUUCAGCCAUUGCCUAUCCAAGCCUCCAGAACGAGGAGAAACAUUGAUGCCAGCCAACUGGUCGAUGAUGGCAAUGGUGAAAACUAUAUGGACUACGCAGAUGGCAUGGAGGAGAUAUUCGGCUCACUGAACUCACUGAAACUGGAAAUUGAGCAGAUGAAGCAUCCUUUAGGAACUCAGCACAAUCCAGCCCGGACUUGCAAAGACUUGCAACUUUGCCACCCAGACUUCCCUGAUGGUGAAUACUGGGUUGACCCUAACCAGGGAUGCUCUCGAGACUCUUUCAAAGUUUACUGCAACUUCACAGCUGGAGGAGAAACUUGCAUCUUUCCAGAUAAAAAAUCUGAAGGAGCUAGAAUCACUUCCUGGCCUAAGGAAAACCCGGGCUCCUGGUUCAGUGAAUUCAAGCGCGGUAAACUGCUCUCCUAUGUGGACUCCGAAGGCAACCCCAUCGGUGUGGUACAAAUGACGUUCCUCCGGCUCCUCAGCGCCUCAGCCCACCAGAACCUCACCUACAACUGCUACCAGUCAGUCGCCUGGCACGAUGCCACCACGGGCAGCUAUGACAAAGCCAUCCGCUUCCUGGGAUCCAAUGAUGAGGAGAUGUCCUAUGACAACAACCCUUUCAUAAGGGCCGUUGUGGAUGGUUGUGCAACCAAGAAAGGCUAUCAGAAGACUAUCUUAGAGGUCAACACACCCAAAGUCGAGCAAGUGCCUAUCGUUGACAUUAUGUUCAAUGACUUCGGAGAAGCGUCACAGAAAUUUGGAUUUGAAGUAGGACCAGCGUGCUUCAUGGGUUAAGAGCCAACCAAAACUAGUCUCCAAAUGAGCAACCUCGUAACCUCAACCUCAUCGCGCUAUUUUUAUUUGUCACAUGCAACGUUCUGAAACUGGACAGUGAUUUUUUUUUUUUUCCCGCCUGAGUUCGACUGUGCCACUGCUUCCAUCUCUAUCAAAUCCAAAAUGGAAAGAGAGAAAAUAAAGGAAAGAAAGAACCGAUCCCUUGACAGCCUCUGAAUCACAUGACCUAGACCCAAGCUAUGUGGCAGACAACCUUUCCACACUCAAUUACUGCUCACCACACCCUGACACCUGCUUCUCCAAAAGCUCCAUGGAUUCCACAUUUCAACCAAACAAAGGUACAAUGGCAAAAAUGGAUUAAAGACUUCUUGUCACACAGCUCUUGAAACAGCUGUGGACUAUUUUUUGGAAAUAAUGAAAAAGGUAAACUUGAAAAUAGGCAUUUCUUUUGACCUUAAGAAGCAGGAGGCAAGCUUGAAAAGGUCAUUUUCACAAUUGCUUGUGCCUCCUUUUCUAAAACAACCCCCUCCAGCCCCCAGAUACUAAUGCAUCUGGGGGCUAAAGACCAUAGUGUGCAUACUUUUCCUGUGUAUUAAAGGUGCUUAUAUUUUUGUAAGUUUGUAAGUAAAUAUUUGUUUUGUAUAUUAUUUUAAUUGUUAAAUGUUCCUGGCUUCAAAACAUGCAUGUGACCCAGGCUUUAAACUAAACCAGCAAGCCAAAAUUCCACCAACAAAAUCUCAAAUGGAGGCAGUUGGUCUGGAUUCACUGUUGGUGUCCAAUAUACCAACCAGAAAUGUGAGCCCUUGAUAGAGGAAUUGAAGCAGUAUUGCCAAGCACACACAAAUUGGCAAGAUUUGUGCUGGAAAAUUGGUGCCAUAAAAGCAACUCCUAUGGUACCUCUUUUUUCUCCUGGUAUCUUUUUAUUAAUUCUGUGGGGGUUUUGUAAUGGAAAAAAAGGAAAAAAAAGUUAUACUCAGUCUUUUGUAUACUUUCCUACCUUGAUAUAAAGGUUUAAAUUAAUUUUUAAUUGCUUCCUCUUAAAUUCCUUCAUUGGUAUUUUUUUUUCCUGCAGCUCUUGAUGGGAGACAGUCUGUGGCAAGGAAAUCACAGUUUCUUUAAAAAAUAAAAUUAAAUUGGUGCUUAUUACAUUUAUCUUCGUGGUGCUAACUGUUUAAGAACUUCUUAAUAUAACACUGGCGGUGUCCUGCCACAGUUUGAUCUCCCAGAAAUCUUUGCUCUGGCAAUUGUCUAUCUAGACAAAGUCUUGCUUAGGACUUUAAUAUAAAUGCAUGCCAUUCUCGUAUCCAUUCAGUAUGUAGAGCAACUGUUUCUUUUUUAAUUUUAUUAUUUUAGCUUCAAAGGCCCAUGUAGAAAGUAUUAAGUGUGCUGACUUGGUUUGGGAGAAAAAGGAAAGCAUAUGCAUAUGCUUUAUGUGGUUGUAAUUCUACCAGAUUGUACUCAGUUGCUGAAUGUUUGUGGUGCUAAUUUAUGUUUGUUCAAUGUACUGAAGUGAAGAUGAAACUGCCAGUUGUCUCACGUGCUGCCUCAGCAGUAACUGCCUUAAAAACAGCUUAGGCACACAGAGAAAUGUGCAAUUUGCUUUUGAUGCCUAAGAUGGCUGCCAGGAGCUCUUUUAUCAGCAGCCUGCCAAUUAGCAAUUCGAAUUUCAAUCAGCAGUGCUCCCUGCAGCAGUUUCCUCUCUUGGAUCUCUAUGAUGGAAAAUAUAUAUGUAGAUGUAAUAUGUAUUGUUCCUCGCCUAUAUUUAGCUUGGGGUGCUUUGUGUGGGGAAGUGCCUGCAGGGGAAGAGAGAGCAAGAUUUUUCAGAAAGGAAAGGACAUCACAUUUACUGUGAAAAGAUGCUUAUAUAUGAUGUCCCUUCCCUCCUCCUGUAGAAAACAAACUUGAAAACGGAGGUUGAGGGUCACACGCUUCCCCAUGAUUUUCCAGGGUUGCAGUGUCUGCACAGUCUAGGCAAAGCUGCGAUGCCGAGACUGUCAAAUGGUGCUUUUUCUGUUCUCCUCGCUCUCGUUUCUCCUGUUGAGCAAUGGUACUAGCUUAGGAACCCACAGAAACUACAGAAAGCCAAUCCAGGAAACAAACAAACAAACAAAAAACAAACAAAAAACACCCCCUACACUUCUCAAAAGCAAGUAUUGUUCAUACCAAACCAAAGUCUAAUGUCCAGAUCACUUUGUGCCCAGAGGGCAGAUGGGUUCUAAGAGGCUGGGGGUAACUCAAAUUCCUUGCACAUUCAUCUCUGCAAAAGAAAAGCCAUAUAUAGCUAGAUCGAUCGAUGCAAACCCUUGUGAUGAUGUCUAGGUCAUGUGAUUCUGUUAUGACUUCUCUUUGAGAGAGAUUCGUCUUUUCUUUCUUUGUCUUUUUUUUCUCUGUUGAUCCCUCCAAAGUGUUGUAAUUGUACUGAAGUUCAAACGUGUCCCGUUCUUCCCCAGACCACUUUAGCUACGGUAUAUUGCAAUAAAAUUACUUCUUGUACUUGCAGAAAUUCUUUUUGUGUAAUUUUAUUUUUUCCCUUAAUAUAUAUGACUUGAACAAAUGUUGAUUAAGAAAAGAAAACCUAUGGAAAAGAUUUUAGUAGAUAAGGCCCUUUAAAAUAUACUGUCAAAUGACAUAUUGUACAUUUCUUAAAAAGUCCAUUAAACAUGUCAUAAAAUUUAACUGUAAUGCCCAGAAGAGGUAUUUUUAAAUAUUUUAAACCUGUGUAAUAAAGGAAUAAAGGAAUAAAUGUAAUAGAUUUUUUUCAAUAAAUCAAGUUUACUGUUUCCACCUAAAA
This is a messenger RNA of Ornithorhynchus anatinus (platypus), 8631 nucleotides long. RefSeq names its product collagen type V alpha 1 chain (gene COL5A1). Lineage: Eukaryota; Metazoa; Chordata; Mammalia; Monotremata; Ornithorhynchidae. The transcript has 66 exons. Gene Ontology annotation, molecular function: extracellular matrix structural constituent. The record is from RefSeq and is a predicted model, not a curated record. Bases 354 to 5840 code for a protein of 1828 amino acids.